GAAAGUAUCAACACACUCACAUUCUACAAAGAAUAAGUAGUUCCAACACUAGUUAACAUUAGUUGAUCGAAAGAUAGAGAAGCAUUGAGGUAUCAUGAGAGGCUACAACUUUUUUUUGUACUGUCAAUGGCGAUGAUAUUAGCAGCAGUUGCAGCUGCAGCAACACCAACGGUUUGCAAUGAAAGCUGCGGCAACCUGACUAUUCCCUACCCAUUCGGCACACGGAAAGGCUGUUAUCGAGAUGAAUAUUUCCACAUCAGCUGUAAAGACUCCACACCAUUUCUAAAGGGAGGCAACUUACAAGUCCUUGACAUAUCACUCCACGGUGAGUUUCGAAUCUCCAGCUGGGUAGCAUAUGAUUGCUACAAACAGUUGGUACGAAAUGGCUACGACGACCGUUCGUUGUGGUUGUUCAAUUACUCCAUCUCAUAUAAGAGAAACAAGUUCAUGGCUAUUGGUUGUGACACUUGCGGCUAUCUAAGAGGUUACACAAAACAAAAGUCGAUAACAAAUUGCAUGGCCUACUGUAAUACAAUGGAUGAUGUGAUAGAUGGCUUCUGCUCCGGCGUGGGUUGUUGCGAGACACAGAAUCCCAUGGGAGUUUUGGAUUAUAAUUUGAGCGUGAGAAGCUAUAACAGUCACAAUGGAAUUUUGGAUAUCAAUCCUUGUGGCUUUGCACUUAUCGUUGAAGAAGGUGAGUAUAACUUCUCAAAAGUUCAUCUUUACAAUUUAAGCGACAUUGAGAAGAUGCCAAUGGUGGUUGAUUGGGCAAUUGAAAUUCAGAGAAAGAAUAUGAGAAUAAAAACUCAAUUCAAUAAUUCAUUGAUGAGUAUUACAUUUAAUUUAUAAAAUAAGAUUAGCUAAAAUAGGUAACAAAUUACCUACCAAUUAGCUCUAAAUAAAGGAGUAAAUAAUUCAAUCCUACAGCUGUACUAUAAGAGAUAAAAUCUCAACACUCCCCCUCAAGUUGGUGCAUAGAUGUCACACAUGCCCAAUUUGUCUAAAAUUUUUGAAAACACUUUAUUUGAGACUGCUUUGAUGUGAAUGUCGGCUAGUUGAUCCUCAGAUCGAAUCUUAGGCAACUCCAAGAUUUUCCUAUCUAACUUCUCCUUAAAGAAGAAUCUGUCUGUUUCAACAUGCUUCAUACGAUCAUGUUGAACUAGAUUAUGGGCAAUAUCACAUACUGUUUUAUUGUCACAAUAUAGUCGAAUCGAUUUUCCAGGUAGAUGACCCAAAUCCCGCAAGAAAAGUCUUAACCACAAAGUUUCACAAAGUCUAAGCGUCAUACUUCUGAAUUCAGCUUCUGCACUUGA
This is a messenger RNA of Cornus florida, 1313 nucleotides long. RefSeq names its product wall-associated receptor kinase 2-like. Bases 127 to 849 code for a protein of 240 amino acids. NCBI's taxonomy places the organism in Eukaryota, Viridiplantae, Streptophyta, Magnoliopsida, Cornales, Cornaceae. The record is from RefSeq and is a predicted model, not a curated record. Gene Ontology annotation, molecular function: polysaccharide binding. The transcript has a single exon.